AUGUCCUUGCAACCCAACGAAUCAGUCCUUGCGGCCAAUCUAGAUUACUUUGGAUCACUACCAUGCUUUCAAAGAUACUACCAGAGGUCCAACCUCUACCAUGCGGCUCAUUUUAUGUCCCAGUGCAAAGAUCUGCGCGCGACAUCAAACUCUUUCUUCAAUGAGACCAUCAAAUCUCCCAGUACCAUUGCACAUGCGGUGGCAUUGUUCCACCAGGACGUUCAUACUACUCACCCGGACACUGUGGCCAGUGACCGGAUCAUUGGAACCAGUAUCAACAGAGAUGAUCCAGCAUUUCUACUCUUUGUCCAUGUUGGAAGCGGCCUCAAUGGGUUUUCGGGCAUGGUUCAUGGGGGUGUCCUUGCCUCUUUGAUUGACGAGAGCCUCAGUAUCUGCGUUGAAAAGUACAGGGCUAUUCUAUCGAAAGAACGGCAUGCUCUCUUUACAGGAAACCUGAAUAUAUCCUACCACGUACCAGUUCAGUCUCCAGGUGUUGUUUACAUUCGAACAUGGCUUCGACGAAGGGAGGGACGAAAAUGGUUUCUUGAUGCAGAGCUGUUGAAUAAAGAUGAACAGAUGUGUGUGUCUGCAAAAUCAUUAUGGAUCAGCGAGAAGAAGGUUACAAAGCUAUGA
Molecule: messenger RNA, 633 nt
Organism: Penicillium cataractarum
Lineage: Eukaryota; Fungi; Ascomycota; Eurotiomycetes; Eurotiales; Aspergillaceae
Product: PaaI family thioesterase
Exons: 1
Coding region: 1-633 (210 amino acids)
Source: RefSeq, a predicted model, not a curated record